This is a messenger RNA of Cataglyphis hispanica, 1290 nucleotides long. RefSeq names its product V-type proton ATPase subunit D (gene Vha36-1). Gene Ontology annotation, molecular function: proton-transporting ATPase activity, rotational mechanism. The transcript has 4 exons. Gene Ontology annotation, cellular component: proton-transporting V-type ATPase complex. The record is from RefSeq and is a predicted model, not a curated record. Lineage: Eukaryota; Metazoa; Arthropoda; Insecta; Hymenoptera; Formicidae. The coding region runs from base 74 to 811 and encodes 245 amino acids.
GGUCACGACUUCCGGUCUCUCGAGUCAGCUGAUCAAUCACGUUCCUGUCUGCUGCUGCACAGUAGUCGAGAGAAUGUCAGGCAAAGAUAAAUUACCAAUUUUCCCCUCUAGGGGGGCCCAGAUGCUGAUGAAAUCUCGUUUGCAAGGGGCGCAAAAAGGACAUGGCUUAUUGAAGAAAAAGGCUGAUGCAUUGCAAAUGCGUUUCAGGAUGAUAUUGGGAAAAAUUAUAGAAACCAAAACUUUGAUGGGCGAAGUAAUGAAAGAGGCAGCCUUUUCAUUGGCGGAAGCAAAGUUUGCUACAGGAGAUUUUAAUCAGGUGGUUCUGCAGAAUGUAACAAAAGCACAGAUCAAAAUUCGUUCCAAGAAGGAUAAUGUUGCUGGUGUAAAUCUACCAAUAUUCGAAUCUUACCAGGAUGGAACAGAUACUUAUGAGUUAGCAGGUCUGGCAAGAGGUGGUCAACAAUUGGCUAAACUGAAGAAAAACUAUCAACGGGCAGUGAAAUUGCUGGUAGAACUGGCAUCACUACAGACGAGUUUUGUCACUCUGGAUGAAGUUAUCAAAAUCACGAAUCGGCGUGUUAAUGCUAUCGAACAUGUUAUCAUCCCUCGAAUUGAAAGAACUCUAGCUUAUAUUAUUUCGGAGCUCGAUGAACUUGAAAGAGAAGAGUUUUAUCGGUUGAAAAAGAUUCAAGAUAAGAAGAAAAUUGCCAAAGCAAAGCUUGAAGCGGAAAGAGCAGAAUUAAUUGCAACUGGACAUGAUUUUGAGGCUACAAAUCUGCUCGACGAGAGCGACGAUGAUGUAUUGUUUUAAAUACUGUAAAUAAUAUGUUAUAAAUAUUAAGAUGUUAAUAGCCCCAAAAAGACGAAAAGAACCUCUUCCCGUUUAGCUUUUUAUUGAUUUUACAUUAUGGUAUAAUGAUAAUCUCAUUUGUAUAUUUUAGAAAAUGUCAUUGGAAGCCUUUUCUUUUCUUUGUAAUUUUGAGAAAACAAUUUUUUCAAACUUGCUGUUCUUAUCUUUCAAAAUAUGUAUAUGGUAUAUGUAGCAAUUUAUAAAAAUAAGCAACUAUAUUAUAUUAUAUUAUAUCACACACAGAUAACAGCAAUACUGUUGUCUGUUUGUAAAAGUACUUUAGAAGUACUAUUUUAAUUCUAUAUUGUGAAAAGUAUUUUAAUCCUAUAUAUUGCAAGUUAUUCAUCAUCUAAAUAAUUCCUGUUUAUAUGAUGUGAGAAAUUAUACAAUUUAAGUCUAUAUAUUGAUUAGGAAUAUGUAAUAAAUAUAUGUAUAUAUUU